AUGAGAUCCACAAAAAAACACGCGACUACACAUUCAGAGAACCCAUUUAAAUUAUCUGUUGGAUAGAUUAUUGCAUAGAAAUUUAAACUAAUAGAUAAAGUUGGUUAAGGGAGUUUUGGUAUGAUAUUUAAGACAGAAAAUUUGGAGACAGGAGAUAUAUUUGCUACUAAAUUUGAGAAGAGAGAAGAGAAUUCAAAUGGAAUGAGCUUAUUAGUGAAAGAAAUAAAAGUUUUAAUAGAAGUAUAAGAAUUUGAAGGUAAUAUACUAAUCGAUAAAGGUUUUCCAUAGAUCGUAUUUUAUGGGAGAGAUGAACAUUACAAUUACUUUAUGCAAACAUAUUUAGGAUAAAAUUUAGAACAUCUUUUUAAGAAGAGUAAUUAUAAAUUUAGUAUGACAACUGUGUGCAGAAUAGGAAUAAGUUUAAUUGAUAGAUUAAAAUUAUUACAUUCAAAAAACUUAAUUCAUAGAGAUAUGAAACCAGAUAAUAUAUGUAUAGGUUAUGAGGAUGUUGAUAAAAUUUAUUUAAUUGAUUUUGGAUUAGCUAAGUAUUAUAGAGAAUAAAAUGGAAAUCAUAUACCAUAGAUAGAUAAGAAAGGAAUUAUAGGAACAGCAAGAUAUGCUAGUUUGACAGCACAUUUAUGUAUUUUAUUGUGAAUAUGAAAUCAAAGCUAAGGAAUAAUCACGUAAAGAUGAUAUUGAGAGUUUGGGAUACGUAUUAGUCUAUUUAGCCAAAGGGAAAUUACCUUGGAUGAAUUUGAAUACCACCACAAAGUCUGAGAAGUAUUAGAAAAUUAAAGAGUUUAAAUAACAAAUAACUUUGGAAAAGCUUUGUGAAGGAUUGCCAAAAGUUUAACCUAAUUAUCAUCAUUUAAGUGUUUCUUGAAUUUAUUCAUCUAUGCUCGUGGACUUGACUUUUAGGGUGAACCUGAUUAUGAAUUCCUAAAGGAACUGUUCUAGAAAUAAUUACAAUAGGAAUAGUAUACAUAAUAAGGCUUGGGUACAUAGGAAUACGAAUGGGAGAGAUUUCCAGAGAUCAAGAAACGUAAGUCUAGAUUAUGGACAAAUUAAUAAAAAUAAAAAAUAGGUAUUAUUUAUAAUAAUUAGAAAAACUUAUAUAAAUAGGAGUAGAUUCUGAUAUUCGUAAAAGUAGUGAGGAUAAAGGUUAAGAACAAAAAGGUAGUUCAUUUUUGAAUUUACCAUUUAAGGAAUAAGCAAUAGAUUCUUUAUCACCUGAUAUUAAAAAUAAAUAAAGCAGAGUAUUAAUAUAUAUGUGAUAAUAAGAAUAUAAGUUAGAAUAUAUCUAGUUUUGGAACUAGUUAGAUUAAUAAUUAUUAGAUAAGUUAGAUUGAUAAAUUCAAGAGAUUUCCUACUGAAAGAAAAGAUUAAAGAAAUAAUACAGUAGAUACUUAGAAAAAAGAAAGAGAAACAAGUCCAAAUUAAAAGAUAUUUAUCAAAUAAGCAACUACUAAAACAGAGAGAAAAAUGGCAUUUUUUGAAAUAGAUAAUGAUUAUAGAGAUUUUGAUCAUAUUGAUUAGAUUGCAGAUGAAGAAGUUAAUAUUGUGUUUUCCAACAUAAUUCCUAAUCUGGGACGUCAUAAAUCUAUAUUAGAUCUCUGA
This is a messenger RNA of Paramecium pentaurelia, 1617 nucleotides long. The record is from the annotation of a GenBank genome assembly. NCBI's taxonomy places the organism in Eukaryota, Ciliophora, Oligohymenophorea, Peniculida, Parameciidae.